CUACUCGGAUCUUUACUGGAUCAUCACUGAUAUAAACCAUUGUUUGGAGCAUUCGUGCAAUGAAAAUCCUUGAAGAGACUGAGACCGUUAAAAUGGACAGAAAGCUGUUGAAGCCUGAGGUAGAAAGGCGGAGAAGAGAAAGAAUGAAUCGGAGUCUGGAGAACCUGAGAACUCUUCUUCUGCAAGGCCCUGAGCACAAUAGUCCUUCUCAAAGAAGACUAGAGAAAGCAGAGAUCCUGGAAUACACCGUCCUGUUUCUGCAAAACUCUGUCGCUCAGGCCAAGAAAGCAAAGGAUGUGGAAGGAGGAGAGAAACAUCAGUUCGUGGACGGCUUUUCUUCAUGUCUUCAGAAAGCGGCCCGUUUCCUGUCAGAUGAAGGCGAUUCCCAUGGACUGGAAGCUUCUGUCUCCGAGACGAUGUGUCACCGUCUGACUCGACCCUGCAUGUCAUCCAGCAUCAGACUGCCGGUCAGAGUCCAGAACUCUGUUCCAGAUUCACACGCACAGCAGGAGAACUCUGUUUGCAAACAAGGACUUCCAUCCGCUUGCAGGAACAUUGUGCCAGACUCUAACAGGUUUCCAUCCAGAAACACAGACUCAAACACACAGCAUUCGACGGCCCGGCCCGACUCUCAGCAACAAGCAGUGGUCAGUCAGACGGUCUGGAGACCCUGGCCUUGAGAGAGAUCAAGGCUGAGACAUGGACUCAAAAACAGCGGGCUUGUGUAAUAAUCAGACAUGGU
This is a messenger RNA of Rhinichthys klamathensis goyatoka, 742 nucleotides long. It is a transcript of the gene her7, whose product is annotated as hairy and enhancer of split related-7. Gene Ontology annotation, biological process: regulation of neurogenesis; anterior/posterior pattern specification; regulation of transcription by RNA polymerase II. NCBI's taxonomy places the organism in Eukaryota, Metazoa, Chordata, Actinopteri, Cypriniformes, Leuciscidae. Gene Ontology annotation, molecular function: RNA polymerase II cis-regulatory region sequence-specific DNA binding; DNA-binding transcription factor activity, RNA polymerase II-specific; protein dimerization activity. Bases 60 to 680 code for a protein of 206 amino acids. The record is from RefSeq and is a predicted model, not a curated record. The transcript has 3 exons. Gene Ontology annotation, cellular component: nucleus.